AUGGGAACUGUUUUGACCGAGUCACAGUCUACAGAGCUACACAAAGCGAUAAUUGGAUAUCUAUCAACAAUAAACGCCCAGAAAUCUGUGACAACUCUACGGGACGAAUUGGGGUUGAAUGAAGAUUAUACCGACCAGACACUGCAACAGCUUUCCAAGAUACUGAAGAAAAAAUGGACUACCAACACACUACUUCAGAGGAGGAUCAUGGUGCUAGAAAGUCAGGUCGAACAACUAAGCAAAGAACUUGAAUCAUUGCCUAAAUCACAGCCACGCAGCAAGGACCCAGUCAACUGGCUUCCAGUACAGCCAACAUAUACUUUGCAAUCUCACCGAGCUGCAAUUACAUGUGUGGCAUUCCACCCUCGAUUCUCCUCUUUGGCAUCCAGUUCAGAGGACUGUACCAUCAAGAUCUGGGAUUGGGAGCUCGGUGAACUCGACAAGACCUUUAAAGGACACACCGGAACCAUAACAGGGCUUGAUUUCGGUGGUCAAAAUGACCGCACCAUACUUGCCUCCUGCUCUAAUGACCUACUAAUCAAGAUCUGGGAUCCUAGCAAUAAUUACGCGAACAUUCGAACUCUCUCAGGACAUGAUCAUUCUGUGUCUUCUAUUCGAUUUCUCCAGCCGGAUCAAAAUAUCCUUGUCUCAGCUAGCCGUGACUCAUCGAUUCGUUUAUGGGACGUCUCAAGUGGCACCUGCGUGAAAACAAUUUCUACAUAUUGCGACUGGAUCCGGGAUGUGGCACCUUCGUUCGAUGGGAGAUGGCUUGUAUCUGGUGGUAAAGAUCAUGAUGCAACAAUUUGGGAUGUUACCACAGGUGCUUCUCAAGCUGUCCUUCGAGGCCAUGGAAACUACCUCGAAUGCUGUGCUUUUGCUCCCCCAGCCAGCCAUCGGUAUCUUGCAGCACUAGCAGGCCUUAAACCAGAUCCGAAAGUGACACCAUCAGCUUUAUUUGUUGCUACAGCCGGUCGGGAUAUGGCGAUCAAGCUUUGGCAUUCGCACGGUGCCCUGAUUAAGACUCUGGUGGGUCAUGACGGCUGGGUUCGAGAUUUGGUGUUUCAUCCAGGCGGAAGAUACCUGCUUAGUGUGGGCGAUGAUCGAGUGUUACGGUGCUGGGAUCUGGCUGAGGGGGCAAGGUUGUGGAAGACAAUGGAGAAUGUGCAUGGCGGGUUUGUCAGUUGUAUUCGAUGGGUGCCUAAUGCACCGGGUGAUGUUGAAAACCCCAGUUUAUCGACGCUUUGUCUGGAAACUAAAAGAGACCCUGGAAGUGAAAGUGGUCAGUCUGAGUUAAGAUGUGUUUUGGCUACUGGUAGUGCAGAUCGGAAAGUACGCAUCUUUACUGCUUAG
This is a messenger RNA of Penicillium malachiteum, 1350 nucleotides long. Its product is annotated as WD40 repeat domain-containing protein. The record is from RefSeq and is a predicted model, not a curated record. The transcript has 3 exons. Lineage: Eukaryota; Fungi; Ascomycota; Eurotiomycetes; Eurotiales; Aspergillaceae. Gene Ontology annotation, molecular function: protein binding. The coding region runs from base 1 to 1350 and encodes 449 amino acids.